AUGGCAGUAAAGACAGUGGCUGUUAUCGCAGGCGUCGGCCCGGGGACGGGAGCUUCUAUUGCUCGCCGCUUUUCUCAAAACUACCCAGUAGCUCUCCUGGCUCGCAACCCAAAGAACUACGAGGGAGUUGUCGAUGAUAUCAUUAAAGGUGGUGGAGAAGCCGUCGGGUUUAGUGCAGAUGUAUCAGAUGCAAGCAGCAUUAACCGUGCAUUUGCGGAGAUCGACAAGGCUUUUCCUGGCAGUCUGCUCGCUGCUGCUGUAUACAAUGUUGGCGGAGGCCUUUCUGUAAAGCCCUUCCUGGAGCUGAGCGAGGAUGAGUUCACUCAGGGAUUCAAAACUAAUGGAUUGGGAGGCUUCCAUUUCUCUCAGGCUGCCAUCCCACGGCUCCAAAAGGCUACUGAGCUGGAGCUUCCUCCUACAUUGAUAUUUACCGGUGCCACUGCAAGUCUCAAGGCGUCAGCAAAAUUCUCAUCGUUUGCGUCAGGCAAGUUUGCUUUGCGAGCUGUGGCGCAGUCAUUGGCUAGAGAGUUUGGUCCCAAGGGCAUACACGUCUGUCAUGCCAUUGUUGAUGGAGUUAUCGACAUUGAACGGACAAGCCAUAUCCAAUUUGGCUCUCCUGAUUCAAAGCUAAACCCUGAUGCUAUUGCCGAAACAUACUGGCACCUACAUUCCCAGCCAAGAACGGCAUUCACACAUGAGAUUGAUCUACGUCCGUACGUAGAGAAAUGGUAA
Messenger RNA from Trichophyton rubrum CBS 118892, 732 nucleotides. RefSeq lists its product as uncharacterized. The coding region runs from base 1 to 732 and encodes 243 amino acids. The record is from RefSeq and is a predicted model, not a curated record. The transcript is spliced from 5 exons. NCBI's taxonomy places the organism in Eukaryota, Fungi, Ascomycota, Eurotiomycetes, Onygenales, Arthrodermataceae.